AUGACGACCGACGACGUGAACAAGCAAACUCCUCAGGAGUUCUUUGAGACCAUCGGUAACAAGGUCAAGAACCUUGCGCCUACUGCCGAUGGCGAACAAAGUGACGACGACGAGCGGGCUGUUGAAGAAAUCGAGUCGCUGUGCAUGAACUGCGGCAAGAAUGGCAUGACCCGAAUGCUCCUUACCGCGAUCCCCUACUUCCGCGAAAUUGUCAUCAUGUCCUUUUCCUGCGAACACUGCAACUUCCAGAACAACGAGAUCCAGGCUGCUGGAACCGUCCAGCCCAAGGGCACACACUACGAGCUGCGCUUGACUACCCUCGCCGACUUUGGGCGACAGGUUGUCAAGUCGGAUACUGCCACCGUCAAGUUUAUCGAGCUGGAUCUCGAGAUUCCCGCUGGUCGCGGCCAGCUGACAAAUGUCGAGGGUCUCUUGACGACUGUCAUUGAUGAUCUCGAGCUGGGACAAGAGGCGCGAAAGGAGCAGGCUCCCGAGGUGCACAUCAAGGUCGCCGAGAUCAUCGCCAAGGGCCGUGCCAUGCUGCUUGGCGACUCCUUCCCCUUCCGUGUCUGGGUCGACGACCCUGCUGGAAACUCUUUCAUUGCUCCCGACCUGAAGGACGGCGUGGGCAAGUGGGAGAAGCACGAGUAUGCCCGAACUCCCGAGCAGAACGCUGAAUUGGGUCUCUCGGGCUCCGACCCCAGCGCCGGCCAGGAGCAACAAACCCCUGGCUUGACUGCUGAUGGCGAAAUCAUCCCCAACGAGGUCUACAGCUUCCCUGCCACAUGCCCCGGCUGCAUGCACCCUUGCACUACACACAUGAAGAUGGUUGACAUCCCCCACUUUAAGCAAGUUGUUCUCAUGUCGACCGUGUGCGAUGACUGCGGUUACCGAUCCAACGAUGUCAAGACUGGUGGAGAGAUCCCUGAGCUGGGUGAGAAGAUCAUUCUCGAUGUCAAGGAUAGUACCGAUCUUGGCCGUGAUAUUCUCAAGAGUGAGACGUGUGCGCUUGAGUGCCCCGAGCUCAAGCUGCAGGUCAACCCCGGUACUCUUGGUGGUCGCUUCACCACCGUCGAGGGUCUCCUGACUCAGGUCCGAAACGACCUCCACUCGCAGAUCUUUGAGGCCGACGGCUCUGGCCAGGGCGGCGACUCUCUGGCUGCUAAUGAGAAGAGCCAGUGGGACGAGUUCUUUGACGGCCUCGAUACCGCGAUCCGGGGCGACAAGCCCUUCACCAUCAUCCUUACCGAUCCCUUCGCCAGCAGCUAUGUCCAGCCCUUGGUUGACCCGCCAAAGCCUGACCCCAGCAUCCACCGUGAGAGCUACACCCGUACAGACGAGGAGGAGGAGGAGCUUGGUCUCAAGGAUAUGAAGCUAGAGAACUAUGGUGAGAAGGAGGAGAAGGAGGGAGAUAAGAAGGAGGAGGAGGCAAAGAAGGAGACGGAGCAAAGGUAG
This is a messenger RNA of Fusarium vanettenii 77-13-4, 1455 nucleotides long. RefSeq lists its product as uncharacterized. The record is from RefSeq and is a predicted model, not a curated record. Lineage: Eukaryota; Fungi; Ascomycota; Sordariomycetes; Hypocreales; Nectriaceae. The transcript has 2 exons. Bases 1 to 1455 code for a protein of 484 amino acids. Gene Ontology annotation, molecular function: zinc ion binding. Gene Ontology annotation, cellular component: nucleus; cytoplasm.